UAAAGAUGGCUAUCAGAAAACUGGUGCAAUGCCGUGACGCCGCUGUCCCGUUGCCAUGGAGACGCGAAUACCGGAAAUGCGGAAUUCGGGGAGGGCGCACGCAAGGGCUGUGGGCCAGAGGCCGGGCGUCACAGGUCCUGACAGGGAAGAAGUUGGCAGGUCCUGACUGGGCAGAGUUGUGGCAGCGGCACCUCCGCGUCCAGCCAGCUCUGGGGAUGGAGUCGCCCGUCGCGGCCGCUGGGGCUCGGGGGACUGAAGCAGUCGCGGGCGAGGGUCCCGUGAUUGGAGGUGCCAGCCAGGGAUCGGCGGUCUCGGUGCCCAAGGGGGUCGCCCGGUGGAAGCUCCUGCGACAGGUUCUGAAGCAGAAACAGCUGGAUGACUGUCUGAAACAUGUCUCUGUGAGAAGAUUUGAAUCAUUUAAUCUGUUCUCAGUCACAGAAGCCAAAAAAAGGGGAACUGAGGAAGAGGCUGGUGUGUGGGUCCAGUACACAAGCAUCCUUUAUCCUGAAUACAGUAUCUCCUUACGGUUUAAUAGUGGAUCCUUGAAUGUUGAAGAUGUUCUUACCAGCUUUGACAAUACAGGAAAUGUCUGCAUCUGGCCAGCUGAGGAGGUUUUGGCUUACUACUGCCUCAAGCACAGAAAUAUAUUCAGGGACCUUGCUGUGUGUGAGCUCGGGGGUGGCAUGACAUGCUUGGCUGGGCUCAUGGUUGCUAUUUCUGCAGAUGUCAAAGAAGUUCUGUUAACUGAUGGGAAUGAAAAGGCCAUCAGAAAUGUGGACAGCAUCAUCACAAGCAAUCGGAAGACGGGCGUGUUUAAGGCUCAGAAAGUGUCAAGCCGCCUCUUUCUGGACCAGUACAGAGCCAGCCUUAUUGAUGCAAUAAAGAGAUUACUCCAGCCCACAGGAAAAGCAAUGGUAUUCGCCCCAUGUCGAGGGAAUACACUCAACCAGUUUUGCAGCCUAGCUGAAAAAGCUGGUUUCUCGCUCCAAAGACAUGAAAAUUAUGAUGAACACAUUUCAAACUUCCACUCCAAGUUGAAAAAAGAAAACUCAGACUUAUAUGAAGAAAACCUUCAUUACCCCCUUCUGCUGAUUUUAACCAAAAUGGCAUAGAAGACAGAGGAAAAAAAAAUCAGAUGCACGGGGAAAUGAUUUUCACAAGAAGAGAAGUCUACCACGGGUCCCCUGAGACUCAGGACCGCACCCACCUUUUCACAUUCCACAUCUCGGUUCUGUUACUCCACGCACCCUGGCACACAUCACUCUUAGGUGGCCCUCCCCAGCUCUCUCCCCUUCCCUGCCUACGGUCAGCUUGUUGCUUUUCACCCCCAACCUUUGAGUGUUUUCCUAUGUCAGCAGCCUGUCUGAGAUCUUGUGAGCAGUCUAAAUAUUUUUCUCUCUAAAGCAGAAUUUCUUUUGAUGAUUCCCAUCUCCCUCUCCCCACCCCCAUUCUUUUUUUUAUUGUCUUUGUUCUGUUUGGUAAUGGUGGUUUAUCUGUAAAUACAGAAAACAUCACCUUUCUUUUCUGGUUAAAUAAAUAAAUAAACUCCA
Alexandromys fortis (reed vole) is the source of this 1550-nucleotide messenger RNA. RefSeq names its product calmodulin-lysine N-methyltransferase (gene Camkmt). The transcript is spliced from 10 exons. The coding region runs from base 6 to 1112 and encodes 368 amino acids. Gene Ontology annotation, cellular component: cytoplasm. The record is from RefSeq and is a predicted model, not a curated record. Gene Ontology annotation, molecular function: calmodulin-lysine N-methyltransferase activity. NCBI's taxonomy places the organism in Eukaryota, Metazoa, Chordata, Mammalia, Rodentia, Cricetidae.